Messenger RNA from Corylus avellana, 1076 nucleotides. NCBI's taxonomy places the organism in Eukaryota, Viridiplantae, Streptophyta, Magnoliopsida, Fagales, Betulaceae. The record is from RefSeq and is a predicted model, not a curated record.
UUCAGAGAGUACUGGAGAAGGAGACUCAUCUUUUAAGAGUAUGUCAAGUAGAAGAAGUCCAAUAUCAGACAUGACCAUUUUCAAAUACUCCCUCUCAGGCUUAAAUGAGAGGUCUUUUAUGCUCAAGGAGAUUGCUUUGUCUGCUUCUGACAAUGAACUUUCAGAAUUCGCGCAUCAGGUGUCUCUCUAUUCGGGAUGUUCACACCACCGGCACCAAAUAAGUAUUGCCAAGAGAUUGAUAGAGGAAGGAACAAAAGCUUGGAAUUCGAUUUCACAAAACAACCAUAAAAUUCGUUGGGAGGACGUGGUUUUUGAGAUUGAAGAGCACUUUAUGAAGGUUGCUUGUUGCAGUUCUAGAUCUCUAACACAACAGGACUUUGAGCUUCUGAGGAGAAUCGCUGGAUGUCGAGAGUAUCUUUCCCAAGAGAAGUUUGAGAAGAUGUGGUGUUGGUUAUUCCCUGUAGCUUUCACAUUAUCAAGAGACUGGAUUAAUGCAAUGUGGAGUUCUACGUCUCCUAAAUGGAUUGAGGGAUUCAUAACAAAAGAAGAAGCAGAAUUUUCACUUCAAGGUCCAAGGGGCGUCCAAGAGCCUGGCACGUUUAUACUCCGGUUUCCUACUUCUAGGAGCUGGCCUCACCCUGAUGCUGGCAGCUUAAUUGUGACUUAUGUUGGCAGUGAUUGCACUCUUCACCACAGGCUGCUGUCCCUUGAACCAAUUUAUUGUGAAAGAGAAACUAAUGUGAAACCACUGCAAGAUAUGCUACUGGCAGAACCUGAGCUCUCUCGAUUAGGAAGGAUAAUAAGAAGUCAUUAGUUUUGCUUGUGUAGCAAAAUAUCCUUCUGCUCAGUUUAGAGCAACCAUUCUUGUGCCUUCAUUACCAUUCUUAUGUAUCUUUUUUUUUUUUUUUUUGGCUUUUUCUGUUAUUCUUUGGUGUCCAUUAUGCAUAUAUGUAGAUCAGUAUAUUGACAAUGGCGGUGUCUAUAAUGUAAAAACCUUCAGUGAUUGUAACAGGGGAUCAUCCAUUCAUUUAUAGCUGCAAAAACAAAAAAUAUAUAUAUCAAGUAUCAUUUUUUCC